Messenger RNA from Dujonia railenensis, 1827 nucleotides. The record is from the annotation of a GenBank genome assembly. Lineage: Eukaryota; Fungi; Ascomycota; Pichiomycetes; Serinales; Debaryomycetaceae.
AUGCUUGGAUUCAGAUCGGCAAUAACCAGGUCUGGUAGAAGUGUCAUUUUGAAAAGGUUUGGAUCUGUUUCUACUUCUAUAUCUAUACUCCGUAGUCAGCGCUCUACAUACAGUACCAAAGGUGAAAAUGAAGCUAACAUCAGUGACAUCAUCAAUGAAGCCAGUGAUGCUGAUGAUUUGCCGUGGUAUCUUCGUGAAAAUGCAUCGUCCGCUGUGUCAGAACCUGUAGCUUCACCAAUACCUGAAGUUCCAGCAGGUGCACCGCAAGAAGUUGCUGAUUAUUUGUCCCUCUUGUCUAAGAACUAUGGAUUGGAAGACAUACAAAUUUUCCAUGUCAAUGAGAAAGACCAACAACUCGAGAAUGAUAACGAGGAAAGGAACUCCAGUUAUAACAUUAUUUGCAGUGGUAAGUCAGAUAAGCAUAUAUAUAAGGCCGCCAAUGAAUUCAGAAUGCAUAUCAAGCGGGAAAGCGAAGGCGAUAUCAUUCCUAAGUUGGAAGGGUUUGUGUCUCAUUCCAGCAGAAAUGCAAAUUACAGAAGAAUGAUUAGAAGAGCUAGAAAGGGCCCCAUGGCCACUGACAAUGAUUACGGUAUGGGUGCCAAUAGUUGGAUUAUGUGCGAUGUGGGACAGGGAGUGUACAUACAUAUCCUAACCGUAGACCGUAGAAAGGAACUAGACUUGGAACUGUUAUGGACAGAGGAUCACACAGUAGACAAGGUGGGGGGCGUGAAAGCUGAAAGUUCCCUUAAUUCAGACGAUUUGUUUAUUGGAAUUAAAAGACAGUAUCAUACAAAGACGGCAUUCAAAAGAGGUCUUCAUAGUGAUACUAGCAGUUCAGUUAAAUCAGCAGUUAGUGAAAUAAUGCAAAGUCUGGGAUCGGAUAUUGAGUCUCUAUUGGCUAAAUUUGAGCAAUUAUCAAUGAAUUCAUUAGAAGACUUCCAUUCCAAGUUCGAAUUGUAUAAAAAUAUUCAUCUCCUUUACCCAGAAAUAAUAUCAGUAGAUCAAGUUAUAUCUACGAUUUGGGAAAAAUACAUUUAUUUCUCGCUAGACCAAGAAAUCAAUUUAGACAUGGAACGCAUCAAAGAUUCUAUAAAUGUGAUGAAGUUGAUAAUGGACACUCAUGAAGAGCUUCCUAAAUUCAAUGGAAUUGAGCAAGAUGAACGUCAGUUAGCUGAUAAACAGUUAGACUUUCUCUCCAAGUUUCUUCGUCAGCUCUACACAUUCUCGGGUGAAAAAUUGACAGUUAACUCUAUUACGGUAUCGCCUCAAUUCCUUGUUUUACUUUGGGGAUUUGUUAUUAUAGAUAAGACCAAUUUCAUUGGUCCCCAAGUGGUGAAUAACGUAAUGCAGGGACUCAGCAGUAGCUUUAAUGGAAAUGCUACACACCAUUCAAUUUCGGUGUAUAGAGCAAGAGGAAUACUCGAUCUUAUUGAAUUGAAUCAAAUACCCACAACUCAGGAAUUCGAUGAGUUAGUUUUAUUCACGUUGGGAAAUUCUAACCUUUCCUCGAUGUUCUGGGAACAUUGGGAGAAGACUCAAAUUCUCUAUGUGAAUUCCACUCCUGCUCAAGGUGUAACGAACUGGGUAAGACUAAUUGUUUACCUUUCUCUCCAGGGCAGUGUCAAAUUGCAAACUCAGUUUCUCAACGAAAAGUGGGCACCACUGCUGGGCGGUUUCCUAAAUUUGUUCAGUGAGGUGGGAUCAUUCAGCAGCGAACAAGAGAAGCGAGCCUUCCAAAGUGCCAUAGUCAAGAUAGUAGAAAAUGUCAGAAGAAUUACUCAGGACGAAGCGUACAAAGGAAUCUUGGAGUUUGCCAGGGAUGUCUAA